Molecule: messenger RNA, 3646 nt
Organism: Trichomycterus rosablanca
Lineage: Eukaryota; Metazoa; Chordata; Actinopteri; Siluriformes; Trichomycteridae
Product: KIAA0319 ortholog
Exons: 20
Coding region: 5-3115 (1036 amino acids)
Biological process (GO): neuron migration
Cellular component (GO): plasma membrane; cytoplasmic vesicle
Source: RefSeq, a predicted model, not a curated record
CAUCAUGAACAUUUUGCCUUUUUUAUCCUUUUCCUUGGUCCUACAUAGCACAAGAGAUGUGUUAGCAGGGCAGUGCUGGCAGGGGCAGAUGUAUACUGAGAUGGUGGUGUCCCCUGAGCUGAGAAGCAGCAGCAUCCUGUGGGUCCCAGAAGUGUUGUCUCUAACCAAGUGUGCUGAGGCGUGCUGUAAUCUACCAGGCUGUGACCUGGCCUGGUUUUUCGAGAGACGAUGCUACAUACUCACUUGUCAAAACAAAGAAAACUGUCAGCCCAAAAAGAGGCCUGGUACAGACUCACUUCUAGCCUUUGUAGAACGUCGGCACCCACAGUCACCGGUCCUGCAGUCACUUGUACGAGGCAAACCUUUCCCCAGCCACUGGCGCCCAUUGCCAAGGCACAGGGACUUAGAGGACCCUCUAAAGGACCUGGCAUUGCUGGAGGGCAUUCAGAGUUUGGACAAAGAUGCACUGGAGUAUGAUGAGAGCUUUAGAGAGGUGGAGGAUGAUGUGACUGACGAAAGAACCGAUCUAAAACUGAAACCGGAAGAAAUUCCAGGAUUUUUUAAUUUGCCUGUCCAGGAAAGAGAUGGAUUUAACUUUUCAGAGACAGAAGAAAGGAAACAAAAUUCAGAAAUGGAAACCGAUGAAGGCAGAGAGGUUAUGCCCAGCAACUCUCCAGCAGGAACAGAUAAAAAGACGACAUCUCCCACUCCAACAGAUCCCUCAUGGAGCCCUUUAGCAUUCAGUUUGCAGACUGUAAAUGAUAAGGAAGGUCAGCUUACCACCUCUUUCACAAGUGAUCCAACUCCCCUGCCUCAGAUAAUCAGUUCAGACCCAAAAAAGAUGAACUUGGAUAACAGUGCACUACCUUCCCAAUCUAACAUAAGAACCACUCCACAAAGCACCUCCGCACAACCAGUACAAGCCCUGGUUGUAUCUAUUGGUAAUUUUGAUGAUGUAACACUGCCCAAGAAAGCUGUGGAACUAACAGCUUCUGUCACUCCAGAGACUAGAACAGAUAAUAUUUACACAUAUGAAUGGAGUAUUGUCAGUGCACCAGAUGGUCAACAAGAAGUGAUGGAGGGAAAACACAGCAGCACUGUUAAAAUUUCUAAACUGUCAGCAGGUGUAUAUACUGUAAAAGUGAGUGUGGCAGGAAAACAAGCCUAUGGAGAGGGUGUUGUAAACUUCACAGUGCGUCCUGAGCUGAAUCUAAAUAUGCCACCUAAAUCAAUUGUUCUCCCAAAGCACCAGGAUGUUUCCUCAUCUCCGGGCACCAUGGUCUUCAUCAAUGGAAGCACAAGUACAGAUAAUAUAGGUAUAGUCAAUUAUCUCUGGGAACAGAUUGAUGGACCACUGUGGAAAAGUAAGGGUCCUAUGGACACCCCUGUACUCACACUGCAGAACCUCUCUCCCGGAGAAUACACAUUUAAGCUGACGGUGACAGAUUCUGAAGGGCUGUCUGACUCUAGCACUGCCACGGUAAAAAUGAGCAGUCCUAAAGAUGAGCCCCCAGUGGCUAAUGCUGGCACUGAUCGGGUCAUUAGGCUUCCAGUAAACCACCUCACUCUGUGGGCCAAUCAGAGCACGGAUGAUCACAGCAUCGUCAGCUAUUUAUGGAGCCUCCAUCCUAGCAGUUCAUCGAAAGCAGCAACCAUUCAGGGUUCAAGAUCUCCAGCUCUGGAGCUCUCUGAUCUCCAGGAGGGUCAGUACACAUUCCAGCUCACUGUCACUGACUCCAGUGGCCAGCAGGACUCAGAUAGUGUAAUAGUUACUGUACUUACUGAGAACAGAGCACCUGUAGCUGUGGCAGGACCAGACAAAGAUCUGUUUCUGCCUAUCAGCAGCAUCAUACUAAAUGGCAGCAGCAGCACCGAUGACCAGGCCAUCACCAGCUACCAGUGGGAAACUCUCAGUGGUCCUCCUGGAUCAGAGAUUAAGGAUGGCACCAUGGCAGUUGCGGUGGUAACAGGCCUUCAAGCUGGAUGUUACAGGUUUAAGCUGAGUGUGCAGGAUGAACAGGGAGCAUCAGACAGUGCAGUGAUCACAGUUACAGUCUCAGAAGCGGACAACCUGCCUUUUACAGCCCAUGCUAGCGGCAGCCACACACUCACUUUACCCAAUAACUCUCUGGUGCUGAGGGGCUCUGUGUCCAAUUUUGGCUCUGCUAACGUUUCAUUCCUGUGGGUCAGAGACGAGCAAAGUCCAGCUGCUGGGGACAUUCUGUUUGAUUCAGAACAUGAGGCCUCUCUGUACCUGGCAAACCUGGUAGAGGGUACCUACCUGUUUCAGCUGCGGGUCACUGAUGGUCAGGGUCACUCCAGUACUGCAACAGCAACGGUGGAAGUGCGUCCUGAUGUGCGUGAGCGAGAGGUGGUGGAGUUAGAGCUGCAGGUACCUGUAGCUCAGGUCAGUCAGCAGCAGAAACAGUCUGUAGUGAGACAGCUGGCUGCUAUGCUGCAUGUACAGGAUUCAGACAUCAUUAUAAAGGGCCUGCAUGGCCAAUCUGAUAUCAGCACAGUUUUAAGGUUCUUGGUGCGAGGUCCUGAUGGGACAAUCCCUGGUCCUAAACUUUCGCGUCUAUUGAGGUAUCAACUUCUGAAGGAAAAAACAGAUUACCUGCUCUUUAAAGUCCUCAGAGUGGAUACAGUCAUGUGUUUGCUUCAUUGUUCUGGCCGUGGUCAGUGUGACCCCAUCACUAGAAGGUGUUUGUGCGAUCCUAUGUGGAUGGAGAACCCCUUUAGACGAUUUUUGGAUGAUGAGAGCAACUGUGAUUGGAGUGUGCUGUAUGUCACAAUCUGCUGUAUUGUGGUGAUCAUUUUCCUCGUGUCUACAAGCUGGGCCUGGUGUAAAAGAGGAAGACGUUCAAAAAUAAGAAAGAAAACCAAGUACACAAUGCUGGACAAUAUGGAUGAGGAGAGGAUGGAAUUAAGACCUAAAUACAACAUCAAACACAGGAGCACGGAGCACAACUCCAGCCUGAUGAUGUCCGAGUCCGAGUUUGACAGUGAGCAGGACACUAUAUUUAGUAAUGAGAGGACGGACAGGGCCAGGCAUAGAGUUAAUGGAGCCACGACGAAUGGAGACACAUACAGCCUGCGUCCUGUGGAGGGAUGAGACCUUUCUUUAAAAAUGCUUCAGGCUGCAUUCACAAGGAUUUGUUGCCAGUUGUCAGGAAAUAUGUUAAUACAUGUUGCUGGCUGAUAAUCAGUAAAUAAGGAACCAGACCAUCUUCUUACACAGGUACUUCUGACACCCACUGUCUGCAAAGCUGAAUAAUGUCAAUCUUGUAAAAAAUAUGGCCAGAAGUAUGUGAAUACUCUUACCUCUUUGUUUUUCACACCCAGUGCCACACCUAUUCCUUACAGGUGUUUGUAAUCAGAUAUACAAGGGAUCUUCAAAAAGUUUCUGCACUACUAUAUUUGCAUUGUAAAUUGUAAGGGUGGGAGGAGUAGUAAUUGGUCGUGUCCAAGAGACAGAUAGAGCUUUUAGUACGGAUUUAGUGCCAUCUGAGUUCCACCUUUUUGGACCUCUCAAAGAAGCUUUAAGGGGAAGAAGAUUUUCAUGUGAUGAUAAUGUGAAAGCAGCGGUGCAUCAGUGUAUACACGCCCAACCAAAAACAUUUUUUGCUGAUGGCAUUAAAAAGUU